CCGAAGAAGAAGCUGGAGCCUCUGUGAGCUAACUGAAGCGAACGCUAUAAUAUUAGCAUUAUGACAUUGCACACCUUAGAGCUGGCUAGUUAACUGUGGAUAUUUUCAAGCCCGGGAAACCAGAGGCACCAUUAUAAACUACAAAUAUCAGUUUACAGUUUUUGUUCUCUAUUAAGCAGUUUGUCAGUAGGUCUUGUUAUGACCUAGCUGCUCAGUGAGCUAGCUUUCUUCGGUUCCUCAAGUGCGCUAAUGAAAGAGUGAGCUAACAGAAACAGUCUCAGCAGGACAUAGCCAGAGCAGAGUAGGUUCUGAGGACACAGAGUUCAAGAGGAGCAAGAAACAAGAAGGCUUGAGGCCUUAUGUCGACUUCACACACAGACACACACCUGGACUCUCGUGUUGGAGAUCACCUCAGCAUGGAGAGGGCAGUGAAGAUGGAGCUGCUGAGGACACUGGUCAGCGAGCGUUUGUCUGCAGCUGCAGAGGAGAUCUUCAGGAUUGUAGAGACGACAAUAGUAGAUUAUGAAAAGGAAAUGUCCUGUUCAAAGUGGGUGGUGGACAGCCACCGCAGACUGCUGGAUGUUGCCAAGGCACAGAGUGAAGACUCUCUCCAGAUGUCCGUCCCAGAUGUGAGGCUUCAGCCUGCUGCCAGUGUGAACGUCGGUGUUUGCUGGGAGGAGGCAGUAAAAGCCACGUCAGAGCAAGCAGAACCCAGUCCCCUCGAGAACACUGAUUCAGACUGCUUUCCUGCCACAGAAAUUGACCAUGAGAUACUGGUGGAUAUUUCAGACGAUGAUGUGAAUCAGGAGUGUGACCUGCCGUUAAAGAUCCUCGACGUGGAGAAACCAUACAAAUGUCCGGUUUGCUUCAGCACUUUUUCUUCCAAGAAGACGAUGGUACGUCAUAUCAAAAAACAUCGAAACGAUGAUUCAUCCCUUUACCAGUGUCAGAUCUGUGAGCAAAACUUCUCCCACAAGUCUGCAUUCCUCGCUCACAGCAGAACACACAAAAAUGCUAAACCAUACCAGUGCCAAGAGUGUGAGAAAAGUUUUAACAAGAGGGAUAGUCUGCUUGUCCACAGUCUAAAACACACUAAUGAGAAACCAUAUGAGUGUGAAAGUGAAAAGGAGGAGGCACAAACUCCCCUCGGAUCAGUGACAGCUGCCGGUGAGAUUGGAGAGAUGGACUGCACUCAGGAUAUUUCUGGCAUUAAGACUUUUCCACUUACCUGCACUCCCUAUGAUCAGAGUGAGUUUGACCAGGAGUCUCUGCAGCCCCUGUGUCUUUACCAAAUCCAGUCUGUGUGUGAUAUAGAUAAGGACUCCUCUGCUGCCGUGGAUCACAUUAAAACUGAGCCGGCUGAUGGAGCAUCAGACUGCACCACAGAUGAUCAAUUGCUCGCUUCAGUGAACCAGAGCAAACAGGGGGAAGAUGAGCCCCAACAUCUCGACAAUAUUCAGCCGAGAGGACCUUCAGGGAAAUCCACCGAGCUCAUGGUUGAGUUUGAAGCAGGAACAGCAGAGAAACCCUACAAGUGUCCGUUUUGUGCCAAAGCUUUCUCCUUGACUAAGACUUUAAUAAGACAUGUAAGGAUUCACACAGAGGACAAACAGUACCAGUGCCGGUUCUGUGGGAGGAGCUUCUGUCAGAAGUCAGACCUGGUUAAUCACACCAGGAUACACACAGGAGAGAGACCAUACCAAUGCCCAGAAUGUCACAAGUCAUUCACCCAGAAAGGAAACCUGGUGAUUCACAUGAGGAAACACACAGGAGAUAAACCUUAUCAGUGCCAGGAGUGCAGCUGUAGCUUCAGUCAGAGGUCCUCUCUGGACUAUCACAUGCAGAGGCACACACACUCUUCACCUCAGACAUAAACACUUUGGUAGUGAGUGUCAUUUAAAUUGCAUUCAAUGUCAUUUAAAUGACACUUUUAUCUCUAAUUGACUUGCAUACAUUUAAAUAUUGUAGACACUGACCACUGACUCUGAUGCCUGGAGGUUUUGUAAGAAAUUGCAAAAACUCUGUCUGCAUCACAUUUGCUGUGAUGUGCGCUAACAGCAACUAUGAGCCGUCUCUAGGAUUUCUUUCACAAAAUAGCAUGUUAAGCAAGCAGGAUAUUUUGUAGGACAUUUUUCAUUUGCUACUGGGGAUUUCAAUAACACUUCCUUUGGGACCCUGCUCAUGUGGUGGUGGAAGCAGAUCACAAGAUAGAUGUAUUGGCCAAACACUCAAAUAAAAAAAUCUGAACGUUGACUUCCUCCCAAAGGAAUGAUCUGACCUGGGCAGACCCUUUUAACACUAGUAUUGCUAAUAUCAAUGUGUGCUUAGACUACUGGCACUAUAGUUUCUUUGUUUAGGCUUUGAUUUGUAUGUGUUUCUCAGACUCACAGUAGUUGGUGGUUUGCCAUUCAUCUACAUAUUUUUAACAGCAUAAACUAUGAUUUUAAUCUUAGUCCGAUGGAAGUUCAAGUUAAAAGCGCCUGCUGUCCGUGUCUGUCUGAAGUUUUCAACUGUCCCUGACAUGAAAUGAAACAGCAGUUUGGUCAGGUUAUGGGACUGCCCUGUGGUGAACCUUUUUUAAUGUUCCAAAGGUCAGGAAUUAAUGGUCAAUCUGAAAAAAAAUCUCUUUUUUAUCUAAGUAACGUUCUUGUCCUGUUGCUUUGUUCGAAAACAACAAACUCAUGAUUUGUAUCGGAAUUAGAUAUUUUUGGUUUGUUAUUUCUAACAAACCAAACCAGUUUGUCUGAUGUUGUGGGUGCUAUAACUUGUAAAGUAUUGUUCACGACAACACUGUAAAUAAUAAAUGUUACAGUGAUUCUGAAAGGUUUGUACUGUGAGAUAGUCGUUCAAAGUUUGUUCCCAAUAAAAACAUGUUUUUUGUGGAAGAA
This is a messenger RNA of Eleginops maclovinus (Patagonian blennie), 2888 nucleotides long. Its product is annotated as zinc finger protein 883-like. Gene Ontology annotation, biological process: regulation of transcription by RNA polymerase II. The coding region runs from base 360 to 1874 and encodes 504 amino acids. Lineage: Eukaryota; Metazoa; Chordata; Actinopteri; Perciformes; Eleginopidae. The transcript has 3 exons. The record is from RefSeq and is a predicted model, not a curated record. Gene Ontology annotation, cellular component: nucleus. Gene Ontology annotation, molecular function: DNA-binding transcription activator activity, RNA polymerase II-specific; RNA polymerase II cis-regulatory region sequence-specific DNA binding.